GGCCCCGCUGCAGUGAGGAACAACCAGCGAGCGAGCGAGCCGAGCAUCUGGAGGAGCUGUGACCGGUCAGGGGAGGCGGUGGACGGGGAGAGAAAGAGAGAGAGGAAGGAAGGAAGGCAGGAAGGAGGCUCCGGGAGGACGAGACGAGAGGGGAGGAAGAAAAAAAGGAGGCCCUCCCUGGACACGGGGGGACGUCGGAAGAAGAGAGGAGAGGGCUCAUCUAAUUUUUUUGUUCACUUUUUAAUUUAAAUUUUUGGAGUUCGCCAUCCACCAUCUCCCGCCCCACUCGCCAUGCCGUCCAAUGCCGUCAUGGCUGCGUUCAAAGGCUCCGACUCGACGGGAAGCAGAACGCAGAGUGAAAGCACGACGACAGCCGACAUGCAGCCCAUGACGGAUGAGGUUCACAACGUUAGUGUCAAGCCGGCGCGGAAACGCAAACAUCUCACCAUGGAAAGCGUCAGCGACUCCUUCCAAGAUGGCGUCCAGGCCCGCCCCGGGGCCCUGGCGGCCCUCCACAACGGCGACGCGGGCGGCCACGUUCCAAAUCGGACGUCCGACGUCCUCAAGCCGGAGAGGAGGGAAGCGGUGAACGGGAUCCUCAGGGAGCUUUCAUCCUCCCCAUCCCCCUCCUCCUCCUCUUCCUCCUCCUCCUCGUCCUUCACUUAUUCUUCCUCCUGCCGGCCAGAGGACGGCGUCCAAGGUCCGAGUCCCGACGAGAGGGACGACCGGACAGCGCCGCACAAAAAGCGAGCGAGGCGGAAACUGGAGCGACCCACCAAAUAUGUGGAACACACGGAGCAAGAUGACAGCGAAGUGGUCAAGAGUGAGGGAGAUCGUGGGAGGCUGCGCGGGGGAGUUGGCGGGGAGAUCAGCCUUCGUCAGAGGCCCGUGCCCAGAAUAACCUUCCAGGCCGGAGACCCUUAUUACAUUAGCAAGCGGACCCGAGAGGAGUGGCUGGCCAAGUGGAAGAUGGAGGCAGAGAAAAAGGCCAAAUUGAUGUCAGCUAUGAACACGAUAACGGAUCCGGAUCCAGGCAAGGAAAGCGAAAGAUCAGAACAGGACAUUUCACCCAGUCAACGUCUGUCAGCUCUCAAAGCGCCUCCACAGGAGCUCCGCCAGCCUCUGCAGCAACGCCAGUCUCCGCCGCCUCCGUGUCCGCCUCAGCAGCAACCGCAACUGUCUUUGCCACAACAACAACAGCAGCAGCAGCAGCCUACAGAGCCCGCCUCACCUACGGUGGCCACCACCCCUGAGCCCGUCGUCAUUGUAGGUGGAGACAAGACUUCCCCCAAGGCUGCAGACACUGAGCCCGAGUAUGAGGACGAUCGUGGUUUUGGCAUUGGCGACCUGGUCUGGGGAAAGCUGAGAGGGUUCUCUUGGUGGCCGGGGCGAAUCGUGUCCUGGUGGAUGACGGGGCGCAGCAGAGCCGCAGAGGGGACCAGAUGGGUCAUGUGGUUUGGGGAUGGCAAAUUCUCAGUGGUUUGUGUUGAAAAACUCUUGCCCCUCAGUUCCUUCAACAAUGCCUUUCACCAACCGACCUACAACAAGCAGCCCAUGUACAAAAAAGCAAUCUACGAGGUGCUCCAGGUCGCCAGCAGCCGCGCAGGCAAAGCCUUCACGCUCCGUCCAGACAGCGACCACAGCGAUAGCUCCAAAUCUGUGGACCUCUUGAACAAGGAGAUGAUCCAGUGGGCUUCAGCCGGGUUUCAGCCGACCGGACCCAAAGGCUUGGAGCCACCGGAGGAAGAGCGCAACCCAUACAAGGAGGUCUAUCCAGAGAUGUGGGUGGAGCCGGAAGCCGCCUCCUACACGCCGCCACCACCGCCCGCUAAGAAGCCUCGGAAGAGCAACCAAGAGAAACCCAGGGUCAAGGACAUCAUCGACGACGGAACGCGAGAGCGACUCAUCUACGAAGUGAGACAAAAGUGCCGCAGCAUCGAAGACAUCUGCAUCUCAUGCGGGAGUCUAAAUGUUAGCCUGGAGCACCCGCUGUUUUCGGGAGGAAUGUGCCUGGGCUGCAAGAACUGCUUCUUGGAGUGCGCCUACCAGUAUGAUGACGAUGGCUAUCAGUCGUACUGCACCAUCUGUUGCGGCGGACGCGAAGUCCUCAUGUGCGGCAACAACAACUGCUGCCGGUGCUUCUGUGUGGAGUGCGUGGACCUCCUGGUGGGCCAGGGCGCCGCCCACGCUGCCAUCAAGGAGGACCCGUGGAACUGCUACAUGUGCGGCCACAAGGGGACGUACGGUCUACUGGACCGCCGCCCCGAUUGGACCUGCCGCCUGCAGCAUUUCUUCGCCAACAACCACGACCAGGAUUUUCAACCGACAAAGUUCUACCCACCCAUCGGGGUGGAUAAGAGGAAGCCAAUCAGAGUCCUGUCGCUAUUCGACGGCAUAGCAACGGGGCUGCUGGUGCUGCGUGAGCUGGGCAUCCAGGUAGAGCGCUACGUGGCCUCGGAGGUGUGCGAGGACUCCAUCACGGUGGGGCUCGUGCGGCAUCAGGGCCGCAUCAUGUACGUGGGCGACGUCAGGAGCGUCACGCGCAAACACAUCCAAGAGUGGGGUCCUUUUGAUCUGGUCAUCGGUGGGAGUCCAUGCAACGACCUCUCCAUCGUCAACCCCGCGAGGAAAGGCCUUUACGAGGGCACGGGCCGCUUGUUCUUUGAGUUCUACAGGCUGCUGCACGAGGCUCGGCCCAAGACGGGGGACGAGCGGCCUUUCUUUUGGCUCUUUGAGAAUGUGGUGGCCAUGGGCGUCAGUGACAAGAGGGACAUAUCUCGCUUUCUGGAGUGCAACCCGGUGAUGAUCGAUGCCAAGGAAGUGUCGGCCGCCCACCGCGCCCGCUACUUCUGGGGUAACCUUCCUGGCAUGAACAGGUCGGUGGGUGAAUGGCCUCUGGCGGCCAUGUGCAAUGACAAGUUGGACCUGCAGGACUGUUUAGAACAUGGCAGAACCGCCAAGUUUGACAAGGUGAGGACCAUCACCACCAGGUCCAACUCCAUCAAGCAGGGCAAGGACCACCACUUCCCUGUCUUCAUGAACGAGAAGGAGGACAUACUGUGGUGCACCGAGAUGGAGAGGAUCUUUGGCUUUCCGGUCCACUACACGGACGUGUCCAACAUGAGCCGACUGGCCCGGCAGCGUCUGCUGGGCCGAUCGUGGAGCGUUCCCGUCAUCCGCCACCUCUUUGCACCGCUCAAAGAUUACUUUGCUUGCGGCUGAGCGCCCGUUUUGCGACGUCAGAGCCUUGAGCCUCCGGAGUUUCACACUCGGUGUAGACUUCACACUUUCUAUUUGUUAUUCUAAUUUAAUUUUUUUAGCAGUGUUAUUAUCACCUCAAUUUGUUUUUGUGCAAGCUAUACUUGAGACUAUGCUUUCGGAGAAGAGCUAAACACGGGGCGAGCGUACUGUAUGUUUUUGCUGUGCUUCCGGCGCAAAGGGAGCUCCAAGAAUCCCCCCCAAAAAAAACAAAAAAAAACACAGAGAUCACAUACCUCGUCGUUUACAGCUUCUGAAGGUAAUAACAUAAAAAAAAAAAAGGUACUACUACUACUGUAAUAUGGCUACAAUGCCGUGGUGCUCAGCAAUGGCGGGAAAUAUCGUCUUUGCUUGAAAAAACAAACAUGUUUUGAAGACGCUUGUGCUUUUUUGCAUCUUUUCUACAAGUUCUUAAUGGUGCUCACUUGUUCACAACUCGCCUUCCUCUAGUGCACAAACUAAGCUCAGCGACGACAUUUCCCGCCGUUGGAAAAAGUAACGUCGCGUUCCAAAUUGAGCGACGACAUUCACUGUACAUUUAGUGUGAGGUGCAGAAAAAAAAAAAAAAAACUCAACAUGGUGCAGCUUCACUAAAGUCCUUCUACCUUUUUAUAGCAAUUUUAUGUGUGCUGUUGUAUCAACAUUAUAAAAGCACUUUUAUACUUUUAUUUCCUUUUUUAUAUUUGAUUUUUAAAUCUAGGUUGAUGUGAUUUUUUUUUUACGGUGAUGUGAACUACGUUGGCGCAAUACGUUUUUGUGUACAGUAGCGCUGUGCCAAUAGUGGGAAAACAAUAUGGAUUUUUUUUCUUUAAAUAUAUGAAAGCUUUUAUUAUAGGACACAUUGUAUAGUCAGACCCCCCCCCCCCCCCCUCCACUUUUGGUUGUUGUAUAGCGGCGAUAAAUAUACAUUGCGUGUAAAACCGCCCAGGUUUUGUUAAGAUUGUAAUGUAGAAAACAGCCUGUCUUAAACACAGCACCAACUCCACCCCAAACAAAAUCUGUAAAAGGUUGCUAUAAACAAGCAGUUAGUUGUUCUUUAUUUUUUGUUCAAAUCGCAAGAUUGGUGCACCAACCAAAACCAUCUCUCUUGAUUGUAAUCAUGCAAAAGCUUAACAUGGAGGAUUUAGGCGUUGGCUUGUCAAAACGAAAAACUGACAACAUAUAUUAAAAAAUGUUUUGAAUGGCUAUUUAAAAUAUUUUAACUCGAUCUCUUAAUGUAACAAAGUUCUUAAGUGACCUUAUCGCCACCCAUUUCCUUCCUUGCCGCAAAACUUCCAUCGUCUUGUUUUGAUUUUUGAAAUGUAAUGGAAAUGUACAAAUGUAAUUCUUGGCUAAUAUAUAACCAAAUGAGUGUUUUUUGUUGUUUUAAAAGAAAAAUCAUGUGAUGAAUUUUGAUUGCGAUUUAGAUGUAGUUUGGUCCAGUGGUUCCCAACCUUGAUUCAGCAACGGUGCAUAUUUUACAUGAGGAAAAUCUCACUUCCAAUGAAAAUGUCAUAGAAACUAUAUGUACUGAAAUAAUGUUACUAUGACUAAUAGAUCAAUUGUGGUCACAAUUACUGACUGCCAAAUAUAGACUCAUUUAGUUGAACACAAAUUACAACAGGUUAAUUGUACCUUCUGCCCUCUAGGGGAAGAGCAUGCCAUUGCCUGUCACUAUAUGUCACUGGCAUAAAUAGAAAUGUCGUAGACAAUUUGUGGACCUAUUAAAUGAAAUUCCAGGUUUAGUUGGAUGCCUAUUCCUCAUCGGUUGUUGCCUUUUGCCACGCACGAUUCCCGUAUGUCUCGCAGUUUUGUGACGUCAUUGCACAGCCCUUCACCGGCGGUGUCUUUUUAAGAUUUUUUAACGCAGCAAAUGUUGGGACUUACUCUACUCAAUUCACGGCAUCUAAGAAUCAGUUUUAAUGGGAAGAAAAAAAUCGAAAAAGUUUUCUUACGUUGUUUUAGAGUUUAAGAGAUUGCUGUAGUCGGUGCUUAUCUGUGGGACAGUUGUGAGGAAGAAAAAAAAACUGCAGCGUGAUGUAUUAAUGCGCUUGUUUUCCCCCCCUGACAUUCCGAUUGGUGAAGUUCUCCAUGUCUGUUUUUGAACUGUUUUUUCACAACACUGGUCAAGACACGUCGCUGCAGUCCAUGCGACUUCUUUUCUAAAAGCGUCACUGUUGUUUAUAUGUUAUUCGGAUUUAUAUGUUCUUCGGAUUUCAGUUCUGACCGAAAAUGUAGCACUCAACCCUUCACGCUCACAAGUUAUGUUAAGUGUCCAGAGAGAAGUUAAAGACUCCGUAUGUAAUUGUGCUGGAGAACACUUGAAUAAAUGUUUUGGUUUUUUUGUGGAAAAAAAGAAAGAA
Messenger RNA from Syngnathus typhle (broad-nosed pipefish), 5600 nucleotides. It is a transcript of the gene dnmt3ab, whose product is annotated as DNA (cytosine-5-)-methyltransferase 3 alpha b. The coding region runs from base 292 to 3222 and encodes 976 amino acids. Gene Ontology annotation, molecular function: methyltransferase activity. Gene Ontology annotation, cellular component: cytoplasm; nucleus. NCBI's taxonomy places the organism in Eukaryota, Metazoa, Chordata, Actinopteri, Syngnathiformes, Syngnathidae. Gene Ontology annotation, biological process: negative regulation of DNA-templated transcription. The transcript has 23 exons. The record is from RefSeq and is a predicted model, not a curated record.